Bubalus bubalis (water buffalo) is the source of this 1606-nucleotide messenger RNA. RefSeq lists its product as uncharacterized. Bases 1 to 858 code for a protein of 285 amino acids. Lineage: Eukaryota; Metazoa; Chordata; Mammalia; Artiodactyla; Bovidae. The record is from RefSeq and is a predicted model, not a curated record. The transcript is spliced from 5 exons.
AUGGGGGCACAGAAGGGAUGCCAGGACAUGGGACGGCGCGAAGGUUUAGGGAGUCCUACCGCGGGAGGAGCUAGAGGCCACCACGACAGAUGGCCCAGCCCGGCCCUGCCCCUUCGUGUCACUGUCGGGGUUGGCGAGGAAGAAGAGGAGGAGGAGAAGAUCGGCGGAGUCCAGAGAAGGGUGGCGGGCUGCUUCUGCCGCUUACCUGUGGUGCCCGGGCAGAGCCGCAGCCGCGCGGCCGUGCAGCUCACCGGUUUCCCGACGGGACGUCCUGGAGGGCGGGGCCGGAGCGGGCCCUGCACGGCCGCUGAGGCGCGUCCUCCCCGCCCCUCCCGGGUCAGGUGCCGGGGGCCGAGCUCCCCAGCGUCGCUCGGCGCCGCGGAACGCCGGCUUGCUGCGGGGCCGCCCCGGGCCCAGGCACCCCGGCCCCGCCGCCGCGGCUGGGAGCCCGGCUGCUCCGGCUUCUCCAGAUCUCAGCAAGUUCCGGGGGCCGGUCUCCGCGGCCAGGCUCUCGGCGUCGAUAAAGAUUGGAGGGUCCUGGCCACCACAAAGACGACAGGCGUGAGCCGCCGGCGUGUGCUUGGAACCGCAGCGUGCGGCGCGCGGGCUCAGUGGCCGUGUGGCCGCAGCGCUCAGAGUCUGGAGGAAGAGGCUCGGGAGCAGAGAAACGCCGCCGGACAGAGAGGCACCCCAGGGCUCCGUCCCAGGCUCCAGUAUGGCUCAGCAUGGCGCUGCUCUGGGCUCUGGACAAAGAACCUGAAGAGAAUAGAAGAGGAAACAAGAAAAAGGAGGCGGUUAGAAGAGCGAGAGGAUGGAUUCUUUACCACUGAGCCACCACUGGGAAAACAUCUUCUAUAGUGAUGUUCAGUGAAAUGACUUUAAUGAAAGGAGAUGACCCUCCACGAUGUAAGUGGGCUGCAUCCAGUCACUCGCAGACCUUAACAGCACAGCCCGAGGUUUCCCUGGAAGAAUCAGUUCUGCCUCAAGACUGCAGCAUCGAAGUUCCGCCUGAGUUUGCAGCCUCCUGGCCUGCCCUACACAUUUCAGACAUGCAGGCCUUCACAGUUGUGUGAGCCAGUUCUUUAAAAUGAAUCUCUCUGUGCAUGUCUGGUUCUGUUUCUCUAGAGAACCCUGACUAGUCCAGUGGCCAUGUAUGAGAUAAGACUGUGGACAGGGGACAAGUACUCAAGGUGGAGACUUGAUAAGAAGAUACACAGCUCAUCACAAGUUUAGGCGCAGCUUGUCUAGCCCCCUUUGCUGCAGAAAACGCUGGCCUCUUUAUCCUUCGUGAAGACAGGUAUAAUGUAUCACAGGAAGCAGCCCCCUUUCUCUAGGAAGGAGUAGGAAUCUCCUUAAUGCUCUCUUCUGGAGUGGGGGCUGUCAGUGCUAUCCCCAUUUUCAUAUGUGAGCAGUUUAUAAACAUAGCAGAUCCCCAGAUCACAGUGACCCCCGGGUCUGAGCACUUUGCCAUGACUUUCUACGGUUCUCUCCAUUUGUUCAGGUCCUUGAUUUAUAGUCCUCAGAAAAGUUUUCUGGUUUUCUCCCUCUCCUUCCCUCCAAUCUGCACAGUUCUUAUUAAAACUAUUCCUUGGUAUUAUUAUUAUUA